Molecule: messenger RNA, 4101 nt
Organism: Serendipita indica DSM 11827
Lineage: Eukaryota; Fungi; Basidiomycota; Agaricomycetes; Sebacinales; Serendipitaceae
Source: the annotation of a GenBank genome assembly
AUGCCAGACCCAACGUCGCCGACGAUGGGCGAAAUCGAGGAGAAAAUGGCAGACAUCCAGCUGCGCAUUGUCAAGCAACAGAAGAUGAUUGAUGGCUACAAGAUGAUCCGAAUGGCCACCAAGAAUCCAGAAGUCCUCCGCAAGACCGAGGCUGACGAGCGCGAUGCCCGGAAGUCGCUCGAAUACUUUAGAGCAACGCUUGCAGACCUCAAUCAGCGCCGUGACAUGCUCGUCGGCCAGGCAAAUGCCCAUCCACGCGCGAAACAAGCUGGGGGAUACGACUACGACAGACCUCUACCAUCGCCGCCCCACGACGGCCAGGGAGGUGCUCCGAAUCGUACAAGACAGUAUAGCAAUUUGGAUUUGAUCAAAAAGGAUACGCCGUACACGCCAGAAAAGAUCCAGAAGAUGCUCAAUCAGCUCGAGUUUAAACUCGAGGUCGAACGACAGUACCAAAAGGGCGUCGACCUCAUGCAGCGCGCUUACAACGCAGACGGCGACAAGAAGAGCAGACAGGACGCCUACAAUCAAAAGGUCGAAAGCGAAAAGACGAUUGCCCUCCUGUCCUCGGCCCUGCGUCGCUACAAGGACCUCCAUGUCAUUGAAGUCGCCGAAGAAGAGGAAGCUGAUCCCACCGCACCAGGCGCCAACAUUGGGGACCGCAAGGGUAAUCUCCGAAAGCCCCUCAGCGGUACACUCUAUGUCACCGUAAAGGGUGCCAAGGAUCUCGAGCACGCCCCCUUUACCAAAAAGUCGAGCAAAACUGUCCAAGAGACGACCGUCGUACUCAAGAUUGAAGGAAACUUUCGAGCAAAAUCGCACCCAUCGCGUACAGACAGGUGGAACCAAGACUUUGAGCUUUCGGUCGACAAGGCCAACGAACUAACGCUCGCCAUCUACGACAAGUAUGGGAAUGAGAUGCCUUCCCCGAUCGGCUUUACGUGGAUACGGCUGAGCGACCUUGUGGACGCUCUGCGACGGCAGAAGAUUGGUAUGGAGGCAGCCGGAGGCAAUUGGGUCACAGCAGACGGUGCUAUGAACACACAUGGCAGUCUCAGCGGUCAAGGACGAUAUGACGACAAUCCCUACCCUCUUGGAGCUGAUGGUCCCUUGAUGCCACCCGGCGCAAUGGGCGGCGGUGGGGGCAGCAGUGGCCAAAACCCCGAAGGAAUUGAAGCUUGGUUCACGGUAGAACCUGCUGGUGCGAUUCUCCUACAGCUCAACUUUGUCAAGGAGAACGUCCGCAAGCGACCUAUGGAUGCCGGUCUUGCUCGUCAAGUUGCCUUCCGUAAACGAAAAGAAGUUCACGAAAUGAACGGUCACAAGUUUGUGCCCCAGCAAUUCUAUCAAAUCAUGCUCUGUGCCUAUUGCAACGAGUUUCUGCUCAACGCAACCGGCUAUCAGUGCGAAGACUGUCGGUACACGUGCCACAAGAAAUGUUACGAGAAGGUCGUGACAAAAUGCAUCUCCAAAUCCAACGCCGAUACGGAAGGGGACGAGGAGAAGAUCAAACACAGAAUACCUCAUCGGUUCGAAACACUCACAAACCUCAGCGCAAACUGGUGCUGUCACUGCGGUUAUAUGCUGCCUCUCGGUCGUAAAAACUCAAAAAAAUGCACCGAGUGUGGCAUCACUUGUCAUAGCACUUGCACGCACUUCGUUCCAGACUUUUGCGGUAUGUCGAUGGAGACUGCAAAUCAGCUUCUUGCCAGCAUGAAAGCCAUUCGCAAUACACAGACGACAAAGAAGACGACUAUCAAGCCCGUAGCUCAAGCUGGUCGAAGUGCUGGAUACGACAGUCCAGGUGGUUAUUAUUCGCCGGAUCAGCCAAAGGGUAUGGCAGUGGGUCCGGCUGGCAUCCCGCAGGGGUCGGGCUCAGUCGAUCUCACCGGAGGGUAUGGACCGGGGUCUUAUAGUCAGAGUCCAGUCACUCCUCAGCCUUCACACACGCCACAGUCCAUGUACGGCGAUACUCGCUAUCAACAACCCGCUCCCAUGCCCCCAUCCAUGCCUGGUCCUCCACCUCAGCAAUAUCCAGGUGCUCCAGGUGGUCUCCCCCCUCGUCCUCAGCCACCUUCGAUGCCACCAGGUCGCGUGCCGCCACCGCCACAACAAGAGCCAGGUUAUCCUGGAGGGCCGCCUCGCGGGUACGAGCAACCUGCUGCAGGAUAUAGCUCAAGACCCCAACAACCCGUUCCUUUGCGGUCCGACGACUACUCGGCAGGCCAGCAGCCACCACGCCGCUACGAUGGUUCGCCGACCGUCACCCGUCCAGGACUUCCACCACAGCAGCAGCAGCCACAAGGAUACCCACCACGACAGACGUCGAUGGGCGGUCCUGCAUCUCCUCGCGGCUCCGUGUCUGCACCGCGCAGGAUACGCAAAGUCGGCUUGGACGACUUCAAUUUCUUGCCGUGCUGGGAGAAGAAGACGUCGGAUCUAUAUGCCAUCAAAGUGCUCAAGAAAGAGUUCAUCAUCGAUAAUGAUGAAGUGGAGAGCACUCGCUCUGAGAAGCGAGUCUUCCUGGCUGCUGCUCGAGAACGGCAUCCUUUCUUGCUGAACCUGCAUUCAUGCUUCCAGACGGAAACACGUGUCUACUUUGUGAUGGAGUAUGUCAGUGGCGGUGACUUGAUGUUACACAUCCAGCGCAAGCAAUUCUCACUACGUCAAGCCAAAUUUUACGCAUCGGAGGUUCUUCUCGCAUUGGAAUACUUCCAUAGUAACGGUAUCAUCUACCGUGACUUGAAGCUGGACAAUAUCCUUCUAACUCUGGACGGUCAUGUCAAAGUGGCAGACUAUGGGUUGUGCAAAGAGGAUAUGUUCUAUGGAAAGACGACAAGCACGUUUUGCGGUACUCCCGAGUUUAUGGCCCCAGAGAUUCUUCUGGAGCAACGCUACGGCCGUGCUGUUGACUGGUGGGCGUUUGGCGUCUUGACGUAUGAAAUGUUACUCGGACAGUCGCCAUUUAGAGGUGACGACGAGGAUGAAAUAUUCGAUGCUAUUUUGGAGGAUGAACCCCUAUACCCUAUUACUAUGCCAAAGGACGCCGUCUCUAUACUACAGAAGCUUCUCACUCGUGACCCAACGCGCCGUCUUGGAGCUGGUCCAGAUGAUGCACUAGAAAUUAAACGGCACCCAUUCUUCAAGGACGUGAACUGGGAUGACGUUUUGAACAAGCGCAUUCCGCCCCCUUACUUCCCUCAAAUUAAAGCUCCAGGGGACGUUAGCAAUUUCGACACCGAGUUUACGCGAGAGCAGCCCACGCUCACGCCGGUGCACGGUCAGCUAACCGCGAAAGACCAGAUGGAAUUCAACGGCUUCUCUUGGUGUGCGGCUUGGGCCAACGACGUAAAGAAGGCACUCCCUAAGCUCUCUGAGAGUCUUACCAUCCCCGCACCUGUCGACGAUCCAAGUAAACACCAAGGCCGCAAACGCAGUCAACCAUAUGUCGAAGGUCAAUUCGCUGGAUAUGUUUACAUCCCAAUUCUCCUAGACGCGCCAUUCAAAACGCUUCUCAACCAGGUAAUGCAAGAUGUGCAUGCCCAAGUUCAAGGCGUUCAUACGCUCUUCAAUUCUGGCGCUGUAAGGAUCGAGAAUGAAGAAGACAACACAAAGAAUUCACGCGACGAUACGGGAAUGGAGAUGGAUGAAGAGGAGCUGCAUUUGAGUCUCUCGCGACCCAUUUACCUUCGUGAACACCAACGCGACAUGGCGAGGAGACAUGUGAAGCGACUCGCGGAUACCUCGAAUGCGUUCAAGUUUUCACUUGCCUCGUUUACAAUCCUGACGAAUGAUGAGAAGACACGAUCAUUUCUGGCAGUCGAGGUCGGUGCGGGUCAUGCAGAAUUUGAAGCCUUCUCUAAUGGCCUGAACCCGCUUUUGACAGAACUCCGACAACCAUUGUACUAUUCUUCAGCACGCUAUCACAUCUCAUUUGCUUGGAUACUAAGCGAAUCUGAAUCUGGAAAUGGUGGUUUGUCAGAAGACCUGGCAAAGCAGCUGGAUGACAAGUAUGGCUCAAGGCUGCGGGACAUUAUCAUGGAUGUAGACAAGAUCAACCUCAAGAUUGGGAAACAGAUCCAAAAGUGUCGAUUAAAGUAG